This is a messenger RNA of Bolinopsis microptera, 3437 nucleotides long. Its product is annotated as chromosome transmission fidelity protein 18 homolog. Gene Ontology annotation, molecular function: ATP hydrolysis activity; ATP binding. The record is from RefSeq and is a predicted model, not a curated record. NCBI's taxonomy places the organism in Eukaryota, Metazoa, Ctenophora, Tentaculata, Lobata, Bolinopsidae. Bases 8 to 2662 code for a protein of 884 amino acids. The transcript is spliced from 14 exons.
UAGAAUCAUGGACUACGAUCCGCGAGAUUUCUACGAUGAGAUCGAGGCCCAGUUUGCUGAUGAAAUGGAGGCAAUGGGAGAUUUUCAGAAAAAACCUGAGGAUGAAGAUCCCUCUGGUUACAUGGUGUCGGAUGAGAUGCUAAAGCGAGCCAUGGAAGAAGAAGCUCUCCUUGCAAAAGACAAAGAAAAUAAGUCUCCAAAAACAAAUCACCACUCUUCAGAUCCCAUUGAAAAUCAACUAAAAUCUCUAACAGAAUCCUUGAAGAGAGGGAGCAAUAAAACCAUUGUAAACAGCGACACAACUCCACCUACUAUUGAGUUCAGUUUCAUGAACUCUUCCACAACUACAACCCCCAUACAGAUCAGGAACAGUUUCAGAGGCGGGGUGGGGGCUCAGGGGGUGGCACCUCAUAAGCGGAAAACUAGCGGUGGGGGUUUGUUUGGGGACGAGCUCGAGAUUGUGGAAGAGGUAGAAACAAGCAAACGUUCUAAGAUUGAUCGCGAAAGUGAAAAGGUUUACACAAGAGUUCCAGAUGGAGACUUUAUCAGAGUUACGAAUGAAUCACAACGGGUUUACUUGAAAGUCAAACCUUUCAUCGAAAAAGUUGCUUCUAAAAACCCAUCAGACAGUUUCUUGGCUCAACCUUUCGAGUAUCUCAAAUCACAGGUGAUGAGGGACUACCGUGAGAAGAGAACGGAAAUAGAAGCUGCUGUAUCACGCAUCAGAUCACAUGUCGUACCUGCAGCCGGAUCGGGUGACACUACAGUUCCAGGUAUCGGGGAGAAGGAAAAGUCGAAUCUUUGGGUCGAUGAUUACAUGCCGACAAAGUACGUAGAUCUGCUGAGUGAUGACGGAGUGAACAGGUCAGUGUUACACUAUUUGAAGCUGUGGGACGGGGUAGUGUUUGGUAAGAAGAUGAGAGAGAAGGCCCCUGUUGAGAAGCCCAAGUGGCAGAGUUACGAGGACUGGCAGAAGUACCAGAGGUUCCAAGAGCCUGACUACGAUGAGAAGGGCUUCCCUUUUAAGAAGACAAUAUUGGUUUCCGGCCCCCCUGGACUUGGGAAGACCACCUUAGCUCACAUAGCUGCUAAACAUGCUGGUUAUAACGUUGUGGAGAUGAAUGCUAGCAAUGACCGGUCAGCAGCGCAGUUUGGAGAAGCGAUAGAGAACUCAGUGACCAUGACUGGAGUGCUUAAUAAAGAUAACAGCCCCAAUUGUCUUAUAAUUGAUGAAAUUGACGGUGCGGGUGCUCCAGCUAUCCAGGUUCUAGUAAAAUUUCUAACGGCUGGUACAAAAUUCUCCAACAAAUCGGACGGAGAGAAGAAGAAAAAGAAGGAGCAGCGGCUCCGUCGACCUAUAAUCUGUAUCUGUAACGACCCCUGGGUGGUUGCCCUGAGGGACCUGAGGAAAGUGGCCACUAUUAUCCAGGUGCCCCCCACUCAGAGUGCGCGGCUCGCUACCCGACUCAAGACUAUCUGUACUGUGGAGGAGCUCACUGCUGACAUGGCUUCAUUACUCUUCCUCUGCGAGAAGACCGAUAACGAUAUUAGGUCAUCUCUGAACACGUUGCAGUUCUUGAAAGCUAACAAAGAGCCGUUAAGCAUGGUUAAGCUGAAGGGCAUGGAUGUUGGGAUGAAAGACAAACAGAAAAGCUUGUUUAAGUUUUGGAGCACGAUAUUCACCCAACCUAAAACUAAGGGAAGCGCACUCUCACGAAUGACUGAAGCUCAACGUCAUGACCAGAAAAGGCUAUCAGAGCUGAUGUCCCUAGUUGGAGGUACUGGAGAUAUUGAUAAGCAGGUAGAUGGCAUCCACGAGAACCUUCUAAUGCUCAAGAUAAGAGAAGCUAACUUUACCAAGUUGGCUGACUCUUUGGAGUGGUUUACUUUCUACGACAGUGUCGAAAAGGAGAUGAGAUCUACAAUGUCGUUUGAGUUGUAUACCUACCUAAUGUACACACCAGUUGUGUUCAACCUUCUCUUCGCUCAAGUGCACCCUCCUAAAAUAACUAUUCCUGCUAAAAGUAGGGAACUAAGACAGAAACAACAGGAAGUUGAGGACAUGGCGGACAUGGUAAGACGAGAGACCCUUGUACGAGCCAGGCUGGGACUAACGAGCCAGUUCUUUACCACUGAACUGUCGUCAUACCUCGCUAGGAUGCUCUGUCCUGUGUUCAGACCUGUCAAUAUUCAGCUGUACAGUGAGAAGGAGAAGCAGGCUAAGGAGGACCUACUGAACCUGAUGACUUGCUAUGACCUGCAGUUUGCUCAGCACCGCUCUCUGGAGGGCCUCAUUACCUUUGCUUUGGAACCGGACGUGUACUCUCUGACUAGGUUUACAGGUUUACCGGAGGUCAAACAGCUUCCUUACUCGGUUAAACAGAUGCUCGCUAGAGAGGUGGAUUUGAAACGAAUUGGAGCAGGAGGGGCGGAAGCUCCCAAACCCCAAACAACAUCCACUGAAAAGACCACCAAAAUACCCAAGAUUGAUUACACUAAAGAACGAAUCCCAGUUAACUACUUAUCUAAAGUGGUAUCAAACAAGGAAGCGUUUACACGGAAAAAGGAGGCUUACGUUCAGAAGUUGAGGACUUUUUAUAAGUUUAAUGAGGGUUUCUCUAAUGCUGUCCGUAAACCUGUUAAAAUGUCCUCUUUCUUCUAGAUUCUUAGGGGGAAUUAUUUGCCGAAUUGUAUUAUUUUAAUAUUAAAAAUAAAGUAUUUAAAAUUUAUUGAGUAAAAUCAUGUUUAUUCAGAUUAUAACAACAUUGACACUGGAACUUUGAGAACCUUAUAUUGUAAAACCCCAAUUUACCGUGAACUCCAAUUUACUGCGAUUUACCACGAUUUACCACGAACCCCUUAAUGCUGUUGUUUCCGUUCCCCAAACUCUGCGGUCAAUCGCGGUUCUACUGUAUUGUAAUUUUACUUAUACUAUGACUGAAUUUGAGACCAAUCGGAACUGUCCACGAAGUAUUUGAAAUUAAACAGGGACCUGCCCUGCAAGAAGUUGACAUCAAAUUAGAAUUGCUCUCGAAAUUGACUUCAUAUUAAACUGGACCCAGGAUAUAGUGUGUACAAAUUAACAAAGAUAGUCCCAGACUGUACGCUACCCCUGUACAGUACCAUGACAUUGUUUUAUUUAGGGGCCUGCUCCACAUAUUAGAGGCCUGCAUAACAUCUAACUCCUUGACACGAUAUCGAGCUGUUAAUUUGGGCUACCCUCGCCGUUCAAAGCUUUUCGGCUCUCAAAUUUCAAUAUCUUUUGUGUAGGUUAUCAUGUGCGUUACAUGGAUUUGUGGACAUAUUUUGUUACGGUUAUCAUCGUCGGUAUGUUUUUAAGAAGUUGUUAAGUUUUUAAAAUUAGUAUGGUGCAAUUUUAAAUUUAUAUUUAAUUGUACUGUGUACUUAGGUGGAUAUUCUAAUAUAACUUUAUUCAA